This is a messenger RNA of Puccinia graminis f. sp. tritici CRL 75-36-700-3, 1854 nucleotides long. RefSeq lists its product as uncharacterized. The record is from RefSeq and is a predicted model, not a curated record. Bases 1 to 1854 code for a protein of 617 amino acids. The transcript is spliced from 8 exons. NCBI's taxonomy places the organism in Eukaryota, Fungi, Basidiomycota, Pucciniomycetes, Pucciniales, Pucciniaceae.
AUGCGAGUCAACAACCCCCAAUCCCGUAGCUGGCUAAAUGGCCUCGCCAUUGCUGCUGCCUUCUCUCCUUUUGGCGUCUCGGCCGGAGCAGCUCCAAAUACUUUCGAGGUUGUUGGAACCACCGGAGUAUCUGCUCAACAGUUUUUCGUCGGUGGAAUUAACAAGGUCUACAUAUUAGAUAAAGCUGAAAACAAUCCUCUGAGGCUGCCUGGCACUAACAAACCAGCAUGGGCUACGGAAUACGAUCUCAGAACCAACACCUUUCGAACUAUGGAAGUAGCAACCAACACCUUUUGUGCCGAGGGUGCGGCUCUCAGUAACGGCACAAGGAUUUCCGUCGGUGGUAACAAAGCCGUCACCUUUGGCGGACUGGACGGCGUCAAUCUCGCCGGCACCCUAGUACAACGACGAUGGUGCCAAUGGAGUGUAAACCCGGGAGGUGCUCUUUUGCAAGCAAAGCGAUGGUACCCGACUGUUGAGACACUUGAAGAUGGCAGUGUUAUCAUCAUUGGUGGGUGUACGGAUGGAGGUUACGUGAACGAUGCCAACCAAAACAUUCCAACCGUAGAAUACUUCCCCUCCAAAGGGCAGCCGAACAAACUGAACUUUUUGCUCACAACAUUGCCGGCCAACUUGUACACACUCACCUGGCUACUUCCUUCAGGCAAUUUAUUCCUCCAAUCCAACUUGGGUACCGAGAUUUAUGACUACAAAAACAACGUCGAGUACCCCUUGCCCAACAUGCCACACGCUGUUCGUACUUAUCCCGCAUCUGGGGCCACAGCAAUGCUUCCGCUGACUCCCAAAAAUAACUAUACCGCGACCAUCCUGUUUUGUGGUGGGACCAAUCUUCAACCUGAUCAAUGGGUUCUCAGUUUCAACAUCGCGGCGUACCCUGCCGAUAACUCUUGUGUAAAAAUGACCCCUGAUGUAUCGACAGAGUGGGAAGAAGAGGAUUAUUUGUUCGAAGGAAGAAGUAUGGGCCAGUUUGUCAUGAUGCCCGACGGUAGAUUAUGGAUGGGAAAUGGUAUUGCCAAAGGUACCGCCGGAUACGGCAAUACCAGUUGGGCUAUUGGGCAAUCUUUCGGCUCCAGUCCACUACAUGCUCCAGCUUACUACAACCCAAAUGCACCGAAAGGAUCCCGAUGGUCUCGCCCGAUGGGCAACGCCACUGUCUCCCGGUUAUAUCAUUCGGUUGCCUCGCUAUUGGCUGAUGGCUCCAUCCUAACAGCUGGCUCAAAUCCCAACGCCGACUACAUUGCACCUGGCACGCCAAACUACCCCUUCCCCACGGAAUAUCGCGCAGAAAAAUUCUACCCUGACUACUUCAACCGCGCACGACCGAGUCCCAGCGCUUUGCCUAAAACUUUAUCAUACGGAGGAAAUUAUUUCAACGUCAGCUUGAAGUCCUCCGAUUUAGGAAAGCAAUCAUCCGCACUACCCAAGACUUUUGUCUCAAUCGUAAGAACCGGCUAUUCCACCCAUGCGAUGAACAUGGGACAACGUUUUCUGCAACUGAACAGCACAUACACACACAACGACGACGGUUCCGGGAUGCUACAUGUGUCACAGAUGCCACCUUGUGUCGCUUGUUUCCCCCCUGGCCCCGCCAUGAUGUUUGUUGUUGUGGAUGGGGUUCCUUCAAACGGUGUCAUGGUCAUGAUAGGUAGCGGUCAAAUUGGUGCUCAACCAGUCGGCGUCGCUGCCGACUUGCCAGGUACGGUAACCGACUGGACCACCUCUCAAAGCAUGCCUUCCCCUUCCAAGAACGCAAAACACAGUUCUUCCUCUCACCUUUUACCCUCAUUACCGGUUGUCUUUUUGAUGGCCUGCGCCCUGAUCCAACUCAUGUGA